UUUUUUCUGUUAUAUUGCAAUAGUGUGAUCAAUGACCAAGUAAUUGUUGGAAUAAUUUUCUUUUUAGUUUAUAUAAAAAUUGAAGUUGAAUAAAAUUUCAAUCUUCCGCUGCAGCCCUUAAAAUAAAUUUCGACAAUGUGGAAACUUCACAUCAACACUGGAAAAUGGUUUUACACAUACGAGCAACUAUCAAACACACCCAGCAGAAGACAUGGAAUAGAACCAGAAAGAGAGAUGAGGUACCGUCAAGAAUCAGCGAGCUUGAUCUUCGACGCGGGCCAGCACCUGGAGCUGUCAAUAGGAAUAAUAAACACCGCAGUGGUUUACAUGCACAGGUUUUACAUGUACCACUCCUUCCUGAAGUUCCAUCGUUACUCCAUCGCUUGCACUGCAGUUUUCUUAGCAGCAAAAGCAGGAGAUGACUUUAAAAAAUACAGCGAGGUGUUUGAAGCUUGCAAAAAGUGCUUUGACACCAACGGGGUCACCAUGGAGAACAUCAAGGACUGGCGACUUGAUCCAGAAAACAUCUUCUUUAAUGAAGACGUGAUGCUCCAGACCUUGGGGUUCGAGAUAGACAUCGAGCAUCCGCACACACAUAUCAUCAAGUGUCUUAAAUUGAUAAACGCUGACAAGAAUGAAGACAUCAGCAGGACUUCUUAUCUCUUAGCUACCCAGAUGACGCAUUUAACUACCUUUUCUCUUCACUUCAAGCCCUCGGUCAUUGCCUGCGUUGCUAUUUACACUGCCUUGAAGUGGACCAAUUGGAAGAUUCCUCCAAGUGAUGAGGGCAAGGAGUGGUACUCUAAUGUUGACCCUAAUGUCACUGUCUCGAUGAUGGACGAACUGGUCCUGGUCUUUUUGGACAUCUAUCGCAAAUCUCAGUGCAGGAUGAAGAGGAUGAUCAAUGCUAUUCAUGAAAAACACGCUAAGAAGCAUAAAAAAAUUACUCCCCAGGAAUUUAUGAACAGAAAGCCUUCAAAUAAUCAAGUUAAUCCUGGACCUGCUUCUAGAGUUCCUAUUCACAUGACUCUGCCUAAAUUUGGUGUCAGAACUGAAGCAAGAAAUGCUAUGCAAGUUGAUGAUAAUAAUUUAGCACAUGCUAGAUAUCAUAGAAAUGAUAGAGCUAGAAAUAAUUAAUUAGUUAGGACUAAUUAUUGUGAUAAAAGGUUGCAAUUUCGAUAAGCAAUACAAGUAUUUUUAAAUAUUAAUUUCUUGAGGUUCAAUUGAUUUUGU
Molecule: messenger RNA, 1233 nt
Organism: Cotesia glomerata
Lineage: Eukaryota; Metazoa; Arthropoda; Insecta; Hymenoptera; Braconidae
Product: cyclin-T2-like
Exons: 2
Coding region: 136-1137 (333 amino acids)
Biological process (GO): positive regulation of DNA-templated transcription, elongation; regulation of transcription by RNA polymerase II
Cellular component (GO): cyclin/CDK positive transcription elongation factor complex; nucleus
Molecular function (GO): cyclin-dependent protein serine/threonine kinase activator activity
Source: RefSeq, a predicted model, not a curated record